CACUUGACGUAAUGAUUAAUUAUACAAUCAAUUACUAAAUAAUAAAGUUGAAGAGGAAAAAUAAGCACAAUCACAGCACAAGAAUAUAGAUUUUUGUUGUGUUAACCACGCCAUUUUUAGGAAAAACUUUCUAAAUUUAAAUCUUUAACAAAUAUUUUGGGCACUCUUUAGCAUUUGCUUUAAAUAAUAAGUUCCUCCGUUCACAUUUAUAAGAAGAAAAAAACAUAUGAACUAUAGUUUAAUCUAAUCUGAUAGAGUCCCUAAGUCUAUGAAUGCAUGGCUAGAAAGAAACUAUAGUUUAAUCUAAUCUGAUAGAGUGAGUUUCAUGUCCAGUAACAUGGGAACUGUUUAUCUCUUCUUCAACCUGUAUACUUCUUGGGUACUACUAAUAUGCUCUUCCCACCUGUGUUUAGCAGGAGAUACUUUGAAGACAGGCCAGCAGAUAAUAGACAAUGAAAAUGAUGCCAUUCUUGUUUCAGCUGGAAAAAUAUUUGAUCUAGGCUUUUUUACUCCAAGCAUGACUGGAGGUACACAGAGAUACUUAGGAAUAUGGUAUCAUAUAAAUCACACUGACAGGUCAGAACAAUCUCAAAAACAAACAGUUGUGUGGGUUGCAAACAGAGACAAACCUAUAGCUUUAAAUUCAUCUGGAGUUUUCCAAAUAGCAGAAGAUAGAAAUCUUGUUGUUGUAGACACAUCUGGUAAAAAUAUAACAUACUGGUCAUCCAGUAUCUCUUCUAAUUCUUCACCUAGAAAUAGGACAUUGAAACUCAUGGAUUCUGGUAACCUUGUGUUACUAGAUGAUAGGAAUUUGAAACUCUGGCAAAGCUUCGAAAAUCCAUGUGACACAUUCCUACCAGGUAUGAAGAUGGAUAGUAAAUUGAAAUUGACCAGUUGGAAAAGUGCUGAUGACCCUGGAAUUGGGAAUUUCAGUUUUGAGAUGGAAAGAAAAGGGGACAGCCGUUAUAUUAUCUAUAACGGAAAUCAAAUUUAUUGGGAGAGCGGCGAAACAAAUAAUAAUCAAUUUGAUGACAUCAACUUGGAGGUUUAUAACUUGUUGACCAACUUCAGUACACAUAUACCGAUCGAUACAAGGUUGUUCCUUGAUUCUACUGGUGUGAUACGGUUGUUGGAUUUGGAAGGUGAUUUGUCAGGGAGGUGGAAUCAGCCAAAAACCAAUUGUUCAAAAUAUAAUUUUUGCGGAGAAUUUGCUAGCUGUAAUGAUGAUGAUGAUAAUAAGAAAUGCAAAUGUUUACCUGGAUUUGACCAUGCAGGAAAAGGAGAUUCUUCUCUACAAAACAACGUAGGUUGUACAAGGAGAACGUCAGCAUCCUGUGCUAGAAAUGACACGCGGACAUUCUUGAAAUUGACCAUGAUUAAAACACGAAGGCCGGAUUUAAAGCUCAUGGUAGACCUUGAAGAAAAUUGCACAUCUAUAUGUCUUGAGAAGUGUCCACUGUGCCAGGCUUACUCAUAUGCUCCAGUACCCCUUACUCAGCGUACUCUUAUUAAUCCUUCAACAUGUUGGAUCUGGACAAACAAUUUAACUACUCUUAAAGAAGAGUACACUGAUGGGGAUGAUCAUCGUACACUCUUUGUUUUAGUUGACAAAUCAGAUAUAGAACCAACUCCAAGAACUUGUGAGCCUUGCGGUACAAACAUAGUCCCUUAUCCGCUUAGUACUGGAUCCAACUGUGGAGACCUCGCAUACUUCAACUUUAGUUGCAACAACUUAACGGGUCAACUUAACUUCGCCACCAACAACAACGUUAGUUACAGAGUUAUUCGUGUAUUGCCAAGUUCAAGAACGUUUACCAUUUCUUAUGACGGUAAUUCUUUAUAUCAAUAUUGUGAUGAAGGAUCAAACCAAGCAGGAAAUCUGAAAAUUUCUUCACCCUAUAGCAUUAUGAGUAACAAUUUCUGCUCUGAUCAAGUGGAAGUUAGUUGGGAACCACCUUCCAAAGAACCCCUUUGUGAUAACUUUGGUGGUUGCCAUGGUUGGAACCAUUCUACUUGUACUAAAAGAAGGUGUCUCUGCAAUGCAAACUAUGAAUGGAAUGGCAAGCAAUUAAGUUGUAUAGAAAGAUCUUCUCCCAGAGAGAAAUCUAAAAGCUCGUUCUAUUUGAUUCUUGGUUUAACUCUUACUGGUGUGGUUACUCUAGCAUGCAUCAUUAUUUUUGGUUAUGCAUGCAGGCGAAGAAUAGCUCAUAUGUUUAAGCAAGACAAGGAAAACAUACAAAGAAAUGUUAGAGGGCAAUUUUACGACAGUGAAAGACAUGUGAAGAACUUGAUAGACAUGGAGGGAUUGGAAGAGAAUGACAAUGAUGGAAUAGAGGUUCCCUAUUUCGAUUUUGAGAGCAUACUUAUAGCCACAGAUGAAUUUUCAGAUGCAAAUAAACUUGGAAAAGGUGGUUUUGGGCCAGUUUACAAGGGUAAGCUUGGUGGUCAAGAAAUCGCGGUAAAGAGACUUUCAAAUGUUUCAUCACAAGGCUUACAAGAAUUCAAGAAUGAAGUUGUUUUGAUUGCUAAACUUCAACAUCGAAACCUUGUUAAAUUACGGGGCUACUGCAUAAAAGGGGAGGAAAAAAUUCUAAUUUAUGAAUAUUUGCCUAACAAAAGUUUGGACUUGUUGAUAUUUGAUCCAACAAAAUGCGUAAUUUUGGAUUGGCAAAUGCGGUUUGAUAUAAUUCUCGGAAUUGCUCGUGGACUGCUCUAUCUUCAUCAAGAUUCAAGACUUAGAGUUAUUCACCGAGAUUUGAAAACUAGCAACAUUCUUCUAGACGAGGAGAUGCAACCAAAAAUCUCAGAUUUUGGACUAGCAAGAAUAGUUGGAGGUAAAGAAGUAGAGGCAAGCACAGAGAGGAUUGUCGGUACAUACGGGUACAUGUCUCCUGAAUAUGCAUUGGAUGGAUAUUUCUCAACAAAGUCAGAUGUUUUCAGUUUUGGCGUUGUCUUGCUUGAAAUCAUCAGUGGAAAAAGAAACACCGGAUUCUUCCGGUCUAAAGAAAUUUCAAGCCUUUUGGGUUAUGCUUGGAGACUAUGGAGAGAGGACAAAUUGCAAGAUUUAAUGGACUCAUCUCUAUGCGAUUCAUACAAUGCUAACCAAUUUAUUAGGUGUGCACAAAUUGGACUCCUAUGUGUGCAAGAUGAACCAGAUGAUCGUCCACACAUGUCAAAUGUGGUGACUAUGCUUGACAAUGAAACUACAGCCCUCGUAACACCUAAACAACCAACCUUUUUUUCACGUAAAGACCUAUCUAGUACAGCUUCUUCAAGCAUACAGAUUGAGAGUAGCAUUCAAGAAGGUAGAUAGAAGAUAAAACAUGAAUUCAAGUGCAUGUUGCAUGAUCAAAAAGUUGGUUGAAGUGAUUGUUAGUUUAUUUUAUUGUUUUACUUAAAAAAUAUAACAAUAUUUCAAAUUCAUGUAGCUUAUGAGAUUAAUUGCAUUACCAAUGUUGAAACCAUAACAAUAACAUUUACUGGAAUGUGGUUUUAUUGUUUUA
Trifolium pratense (red clover) is the source of this 3503-nucleotide messenger RNA. RefSeq names its product G-type lectin S-receptor-like serine/threonine-protein kinase At4g03230. Gene Ontology annotation, biological process: protein phosphorylation; recognition of pollen. Gene Ontology annotation, molecular function: ATP binding; protein kinase activity. The record is from RefSeq and is a predicted model, not a curated record. Bases 326 to 3313 code for a protein of 995 amino acids. Lineage: Eukaryota; Viridiplantae; Streptophyta; Magnoliopsida; Fabales; Fabaceae. The transcript has 8 exons.